AAAUUACAAACCGGAAGAGGUACAAAUGGUUACAACAGAAAGCGAAUAACUCAGGUGGCAGAGUUUUCGUUGUAUGCGACUAAUGACAACGGUUCAUUGGGAUCAACAAUGGAAAUCGAAAAGAGUAACGGUGGGCCGAGCCGCUUUGAGACCGUGGAGAUUGAGUCCAGUCAUCCGAGGGUGAAGCUUCCCCGCAGGACCAUUCACUUUGCCAACGGAGACACCAUGGAGGAAUUUAGCACCGAUGAAGAGGAGGAAGAGGAGGCACGUGUGAAGAAAGAUGUCAUUACAGUCGAUCCGUCCAAACUGACCUGGGGUCCUUACUUCUGGUUCUACAUGUGGAGAAUGGCCACCUCCACUGUCUCAGUGUGUGACUACAUGGGAGAGAGACUGGCCUCUCUGUUUGGCGUCACCACUCCUAAGUACCAGUAUGCUAUUGAUGAGUACUACCGCAUUAAGAAAGAGGAGGAGGAGGAAGAGGAGGAGAACCGUCUCGCUGAAGAGGCUGAUCGUGCAUUUGCAAUCCAGCGACGAGGCGAGCAGGAAAAUUCAGCAGCUGCGGUGAAGGAGCAGCCCGAGUCUUCCGGCGCAUCCUUCGUUAACGUUAGCUUCGAGGUUGAGCCUGAGCCUUCAGUCGGGAGUCAAGACCCCAACAGAGUCCCGUCUCCCCUCCCCUCCUGAAAGCCGACACACAUUUAAACUUUAACGUACUCAGCUGCAUAAACUAAAAAUAGUUUUGUGUUUUAUCUUUAUAAAGGGAUUAUUUUAUCAUAACACAGUGAGAAGAAUGAAAAAGGUGGGAGGAAGCGUUUGUGUUGUGAAAAUAAUGUGUGUGCAGCGUGUGAUCCAUGUUGAACUUAGAAUUUCACUAUCUGUGACAUUCUGGCUGUCAUUUGCUUUAAGCUGACAUCACGUUUGAUGAUUUAAACACUGGAUUUACUUAUGAAUAAGUUUAAACAGGUGAGGCGAUCUGCUCCUGACUGGAAGAGUUUUAGCUUUAAACCGAAGCCAUCGCCGCCUGGAUGUUGGAAACGGGAUCUUUGAGUUUAUGGUUUUCAGGAUGAGGAACUUGUGGAACCAGUCUGAACAAUACUUGGUCAGUUUGGUGACUCAGUCCACGCCUUUGGGCUCUUCCUGUUUCUGAGUAAGCGAGUGUCGUGUUUAGGUGUUUGCCUUGUGCCAAAGUAUCCAGAGGAAUGUCAGAACCCAGAUUUUUCCCAGCAAAAUAUUCCAGCAUGAUGAUAUUUCAUCUUCUCUGAACGUAGAAACGCACAAAAGCUUUAAGAGCAAGUCACCCCAUACCAGAUUCUUACUCCACUCCCACUUCCUGUUUGAAAAAUGCAACAAAUGCUGUUGCCUAGCAGGCCGAGGGGGCGGAGCCACUAACAAAUACACACACACACGCUCACAACAUUGUGACAUCUUAUGGUACCAGCUAACGUUCUAGGGUACCUCUUAGCCAAUAGCGAUGGCAGAUAUAAAUUCAAAUGCAGUGCAGAGUUUUUAUCUGACGACGGCACAACACUGACAGUUUUAGGCAGAAAAUUACAAUUUUAACUAAAAUGCAUUUAAGUGCAAAACUAUUGACUACACGUGUCUGCAGCACGAUUAGACACACAUUUAUGUAGUUUAUCAGAAGAAAAAUGUUGAUUUGGGGGUGACUUGCUCUUCAGAGAAGUUGUGAAGACUCCUUGAAGGAGCUGAUUGAAUGUUUACUCCGAUGAAUCUGGAGAAAAUAUAUAGUAGAUGAUAAACGUGUCUCAAUUUAAAGAGAAAGUCACUCCAGAUCAACAGUUUUUUCCUGAUAAACUAAAUAAACGAGUGUCUGAUCGUGCUGCAGACACGUGUAGUCAAUAAUUCGGCACUUUAGUGCAUCUUAGUUAAAAUUUAAACAUUCUGCCUAAAACUGUCAGUGUUGCACUGUCGUCAGGUAAAAACUGCACUACAUUUGAAUUUAAGUCUGGCGUCGCUAUUGGCUAAGAGGUACCCUAUGGUGUUAGAUGGUACAAUAUGAUGUCACAAUGUCGUGAGCGUGUGUAUUUGUUAGCGGCUCUGCCCUCUCGGUCUGCUAGGCAACGGCAUUUUUUGCAUUUUUCAAACAGGAAGUGGGAGUGGAGUUACUCUGGUAGGGGUUGACUUGCUCUUUAAAAGUAAAAAACAAACUGUAAAUACCGGUAGCACAAAAAAGGUCCAGUUCAGGUUUGAAUCAGAUUCCAAACUGCUGACUUCAUCAGCUGUAAAUAAACAGUCCAAUAAAUAAAAAUAAAGCCUCUGCAUAGCGACAACUAAAUGUUACAGAAGAGCUCAUUGUCAGAAAACCUAACAUAAGCAACAAGUUUAACCAUUUAAAAAUCUGGUCAGUCUUUUUAAAUGUAUUUAUCUUCAUUUUUAAUAAAUUUUUAAAUAUUCAAAA
Molecule: messenger RNA, 2413 nt
Organism: Nothobranchius furzeri (turquoise killifish)
Lineage: Eukaryota; Metazoa; Chordata; Actinopteri; Cyprinodontiformes; Nothobranchiidae
Gene: fam177a1a
Product: family with sequence similarity 177 member A1
Source: RefSeq, a predicted model, not a curated record